AUGAAGUCACAAGUGGACAGGAAAAGAUGCCCUUCUCCCGAGUUCUCCCCUGGAGACAAAGUGUGGUUGUCCUCCAGAUACAUCCGCUUUAAGCCUGUCAUCCACAACAACUUUUCUGAAAAGGACAUAUCACCUUCCUCCAUCUCUGAUGUUUUUGCUGUUAAUGAAAUUCUUGAUUCCAAGCUGAGGAUCCACAGGGACGAAUCUGCUUUGCUCCAAAUUUCUAAGAGGAAAAGAUCGAGGAACGAGGAAUCUGGAUCUUGGAUACAAAGGAAAUCCUGUAUUGUCAAUAUGGAAUUUGUGGAGAAGUUUGCGGAGAAGCAUGCCUCUGCUAAGUACCAUACAUGUGCAGAUGGGUCUCUGGGAGAUAAGUUUAUGGCAUUGAGGAUGCAGUGCCAGGAAUAUAAUGGUAACAUUGGUUGUAAAAAGAAUAGCAAGAAGUGGAAGAAAGAAAAGUUAGGUAAUGAAAUCUUAUUGCUUAUGAAAAUUAAGGAGAUAGCGGAAGAGAAGGAGACCAAGUGGCAGAAUGAGAGGAGGCAGAUGAAAGAGAGUUUAGAUAAGAUUGCAGAGUCUGUUCUUGAAAUUUCUGAAGAGUCCAGUAAUGAAUUGGGACAUUUAAAGGCAGAAAUAGAUGAAUUAACCAAAAGAAACAAAGGGCUGGUGGAGUUGGCAGAGAGGUAUGAGCUUAAGGUUGGCUCUAACAGGUCCCAUUUAUUGUCUUUAGAGAAUAAGAUUAGUCAGAUGGAGGUGAUGAUAGCUGAUUUAGAAGGGCAGCUGUCUAAAGCAAGAUCCCAGCUAGUCAGCCAAGAGCAGCACAUCCGGUCCCUUACAUUGCAUAAAUGUGAAGUAACAAGUGUCUGCACAAUUUCAUCUAUGGAUGAGGGCGGGGUAACAGGCAUGGUAGCUGAUAGUCCUCCAGCAUUGACCAUCCAGGACAGACUUCAUUUGUGUAAAGUUAUUGGAGAAUGUAAUACAAGCGAAUCACCCAUAACUUUAUCCAAUAGGUUUGAAGCUGUAGUGAAGCAGUAUCACCUAGAUAACAAAGAUGCUUGGUCUCUGCUCCGAGCUUGGCUUCCAGGGCCACUGGCAGCGCAGUUAACAUCUGCCCACAUAGAUGAUGAUGACCAUAGAGGUGAAGAAUUCAGGAGGAAGGAGCUGCAGCGUGUUUUGGGUGGGCGAGACAUUAGGGGUGAAGAUGCCCUAAGAAAGUUGCGGUUCAGGAGAUGUGAUGAUCCGGUCAUGUUUUGUAAUGAUUAUCUCUCCCUAUAUAAGUGUGUUUAUAACUGCCCAGAAAUGUCUCAGGAUGAUACCAAUUUCCUCUAUUCCAUGGCAAAUAGAUGUAACGUAGAUUACACCACGAGAUUGGCGCUGAGAAAUACCAGCUCCCAUGAAAAAUUUAUCAAUAUUUUGAGGGACUGGUGUGAAGGGUCUGGAGACAGGAAUGAGACACCCGAAAACAUAUCUGUUGUGUAUAGACCUAGGAGGAAAUGGUGGGUUAGAUAUUGUUACAAAUGUGGGAGACCAGGACAUAUUAAAAGAUAUUGUGAGACAUCUAAUGUGCAUCCUGAGCCUACAGACCAUUCAUCACAGCAGGAGGUUAGCAGCAUGCAGCCUGAGGGGGAGAAUACCACCCAGAAUAAAGAGGUCACAGAAAGGUGUGAAGAGAUGGGUGAUAUGGAGACUAACCCUGUUACAUUUACAUCAAAAUCCUCAACAAAACAGUGCCCCAAUGUAAAUGAAGAGACAAAGAAACAGAAAGAUACAUCCCCUUGUGAACCGCAAAAGGCAGGCAUUAAUAUCCCAAUCAAAGAUACUAAUCUCUAUGCUUCUUCAACAGGUUAUAAACUGAGACGUCAACAAAUGAAACUGAAUAUUCUAGUCACAGACUUCAAUCAUGAGCUGAAGAUUGAUAAAUGA
Molecule: messenger RNA, 1917 nt
Organism: Hyla sarda
Lineage: Eukaryota; Metazoa; Chordata; Amphibia; Anura; Hylidae
Product: posterior protein-like
Exons: 6
Coding region: 1-1917 (638 amino acids)
Molecular function (GO): nucleic acid binding; zinc ion binding
Source: RefSeq, a predicted model, not a curated record